Messenger RNA from Prunus armeniaca (apricot), 429 nucleotides. Lineage: Eukaryota; Viridiplantae; Streptophyta; Magnoliopsida; Rosales; Rosaceae. The record is from the annotation of a GenBank genome assembly.
AUGAAUCCAAAGAAGUGUGCGUUCGGGGUUUCAUCUGGUAAAUUCUUGGGGUUUCAAGUACACCAGCGUGGCAUAGAUGUGGAUCCAGAAAAGACUAAAGCCAUAAAUUCUCUUGCACCGCCUAAAAGCCCAAAAGAAUUGAAAAGCUUUAUGGGAAGAUUAUCGUAUAUUCGGCGCUUUAUCCCAGGCCUUGCUGCCACCAUGAGUGCUUUUACUCCAUUGCUCAAGAAAGGCAAGAGGUAUGAAUGGAGUGAGAAGUGCCAAGAAGCUUACAAGAAGGUGCAACAAAUAAUCGCCAAGCUGCCCACUAUGAAAGCACCUAUUCCGGGGCUGCCUCUCAAGCUUUAUUUGGCUGCAACAAACACAGCGGUUGGGCCUUACUUGCUCAAGAUGAUCAUAGUGGGGAAGAAAGUCCUAUUUAUUACGUAA